Acytostelium subglobosum LB1 is the source of this 1146-nucleotide messenger RNA. RefSeq lists its product as hypothetical. Bases 1 to 1146 code for a protein of 381 amino acids. The transcript has 2 exons. The record is from RefSeq and is a predicted model, not a curated record. NCBI's taxonomy places the organism in Eukaryota, Evosea, Eumycetozoa, Acytosteliales, Acytosteliaceae.
AUGAUACACUACGUUGUUCUUCACUCGAUGAACUUGAAGAAUUGGUCGAUCAUGGACGAAUCGUUGUGCCUCCUCAAAGUGACGAUGACAAUGGCGAUCACCAAAGGCGGUGUAAUACCAUUGAAGACACUCCGUCCUGUGCUGUUUGUGGAUGAUCAAACUCCUACACUUCGAUAUCUGUGGGCAAGGAUAUACGACACGCUCAGCCUGAUCAGUGGCGUCAACAAUAAGUCAUCCGUGAACAUUGGCACAUCACUCAAGUCUUGGCAAACAGUCUAUGAUAAAAGAUUUAAAGAGGAGUUUGGGGAAGUGCUCGAUGCGCUGCCUGAUGGCGGCCUGGCCUACUUGUCAAUCCGCGUUAGUUGCGAACCCCCCGCAUCACUGCUGUCCUUCCCAGCACUGCGCAAUCUUCAGAAGCUAAGGAUCAUCGAUGACCUGAGCAUCUUUUGUCAAAUCACAUUCCAACGAAUGACCGAAAUCAUUCAGUCCCUAACGAUCAAUGGUAUUAGAUUGCAAUCACUGGUGCUUCAUCUGGGACUGAUGAUGAUGGAUGUUGGCGGGGAACCAUUCCAAGCGGCACUCCUCGACUACAUCCAGACGACAUCACGCGAUACACUCACAACGUUCAAGUACAACAAUGCAUUGAAUGAUGAUGUCAACAAGUACUUGAUGCAGUCGCCCGAGUGCAAGAUCACCAACCUAUCAUUGAUGUUUGAUCGGUUCAGUCGUCCACCCGCGAUCACAAGACCACUGAUCAAGUUCACGUAUGACGAGAGCCAUCCUCAGGUCGAGACCAUUGACAUUGAGUUUGUCAAGUCGUUUAACCAGGUGCGACACUUCCGUCAGCACCCCAUGAUGGAGAUGCUCUUCCAUCAUGACUUUGAGUCACAAUCAAUCUCUGCCGAUCUAUUCAACUUGAUCAACAACAACCAUUUUGAUACACUAUGUUCAUGGUUUAGCAAGAACACAACUAUUCAAUAUCUUUAUAACUUAACAGAUAAGAACAAAGAGAUAAUAGUGGAUCAAGACAAAUUUGAUCAAUUCAAUCAACUUGUUAUCCAACAUCCAUCACUGGUCAAUAAGUCAACAUGGCAUUGGAUAGUAUACGUUCGCAACACAGACUUUGCCAAUGAUGAUUGGGACUAA